Molecule: messenger RNA, 1542 nt
Organism: Linum trigynum
Lineage: Eukaryota; Viridiplantae; Streptophyta; Magnoliopsida; Malpighiales; Linaceae
Source: the annotation of a GenBank genome assembly
ACGCAUUCCAUAUCACCAUGUGCUUGGGGAUGCCGUUUGAUCCGUGGCAAAAUAGGAAGUUGGGUAAAGCAAACUCCCUCCCUUGGACGAGCACGAGGCUUAGUUUAGUAUAACUGUUUUAUGCUGCUUGAUGCUCCGAUUGAAAACAAUUACAUGGGGUCAUAUGCCGGUACGAUUGAAUAUACAUUAUAAAGGGGAAUCCCUCUCCUGCGACACAGUGUCCAACGAUUUUUUUUUUUUUUUUUCGUAACUAAUGUCGAGCCGAUCGUAAGUAGUUUGACUCAUUUGCAUCGCUGACCAUUUGACAAGCAAAGAAAGUAGUAGUAGUAGUAGUAGACUAGUAGUGCUCUUAUUAGGCUCUCCAAAAGCCCAACUGACCCCUUCCCGGCCCAAACGAACAUGGCUCACGAAAUCUCGAGCCCUUCAACUACUCUCUCAAGCUUCUCCCCGUCAACGAGCUUAAGUCAAGGAGGGAUGGAUUCCUUUCCUAUGGUUCCAAGAAACCUGUAGAGUGGUGGGUCCUCCAUUUUCCCUCCCCCCACUGCCCUGCUUCCUUCCAACAAACCCUCAAAUUGAUUCGCCUUUGUGAAAUGCAAAUUCAUUUCUUCUUGCUUGUAUUCAACCAAAUCCCCUCCCCCUCCGUUGAAAUUUUCUAAUCGGCGGCCAUGUCGGACGGCACCGCCGACACCUGCUGCAGGUGCUGCAGCAGCUUUAUACUGACGAGCGGCCUCACCGCCCUGUUCCUCUGGCUAAGCCUCCGCACCUCCACCCCGAAGCUCUUCCUCCAAAACAUCUCCAUCCCGUCCCUCAAUCGCUCCCACCCAAUCCCUCCUCCGGCGAACUCCUCCUCCUCCUCCGGCGCCCUCCUCUCGUUCGAUCUGCGGCUGGAGAAUCCCAACAAGGACAAAGGGGUUUUCUACGACGCCGUUAAGGUCUCCUUCUACUCUCUCGACGGCGGCAACAACAAGAGCAUCCCCUUGGGUAAUUUCACCAUCCCGCCGUUCUACCAGGGUCACCAGAAGAAGGCCACCAAGAGCGGCUCCCUCAACGGCACCACGGGGGCGGCGGCGAUUCUCCGGCGGGGCAACGAUUCGUCGUCAGCGCCGCGUUCCUUCCGGGUGGAUAUCGCGACUCGGGUGAGGUACAAGAUCAUUUUCUUCAAGACCAAGCGGCAUCGGAUUGCCGUGGGAGCUGAUUUCCAGGUCAACGACCAGGGGACCAAGGUCAACUCCAGGGAUGUGAGGCUGAAAACGACGCCGUUCUGUUGGGAAAUUGGUGUUCUUGUUCUCUCCGUUUUGGUUUUUUGAAGUCUUUUGGAUGUUCUUUUGCUAUGCAAUUUCCAAGUUUUGUAAUUUUUUAAUCUAUGGAUAAAUUUAGACAAUGACCUUGACUUCUCAGUUGAACUUCACCUAAUCCCAAGUCGAGAAAUUUGUUGUAAAGCUGGGAGCUUUACUCCUUGCUGCAAUCUUGCUUCAGGUUCUGGUUUCUCUGCUCUUUUCUCAGUCACAUCUCCAGCUAGUUCAAUCAAAACAAAACGCUGAG